Molecule: messenger RNA, 1627 nt
Organism: Panicum hallii
Lineage: Eukaryota; Viridiplantae; Streptophyta; Magnoliopsida; Poales; Poaceae
Product: UDP-glucosyltransferase UGT13248-like
Exons: 2
Coding region: 78-1469 (463 amino acids)
Molecular function (GO): UDP-glycosyltransferase activity
Source: RefSeq, a predicted model, not a curated record
CUCAACAAAGUCUAGCUGACAGGACUGUGGCAGCGCUACUGCACGCACACAGCUGAGCACUGAGCGAGCGACCAACCAUGGCCGACGGAUCCGAGCAGAGCGUCCACGUCCUCCUGCUCCCGUACCCGAGCCAGGGCCACAUCAACCCGAUCCUCCAGUUCGGCAAGCGCCUCGCCGCGCGCCGCGGCGUCCGGUGCACGCUCGCCACGACCCGGUUCGCGCUCAGCCAGAGCCAGCCUGCCACCGGCGACGCCGUCCGCAUCGCCGCCAUCUCGGACGGCUGCGACCGCAGCGGCUUCAGCGAGGCCGGCGGCGUCGACGCGUACCUGUCCCGGCUGGAGUCGGCCGGGUCCGAGACCCUGGACGCGCUCCUCCGGUCCGAGGCGGAGCAGGGCCGCCCCGUGCGCGUGCUAGUGUACGACGCGGUCCUGCCGUGGGCGCCGCGCGUGGCGCGGCGCCGCGGCGCGGCUACCGCGGCGUUCUUCACGCAGCCGUGCGCGGUGGACGUGGCGUACGCGCACGCUUUCGCUGGACGGAUCCGGCCGCCGCUCGCCGACGAGGAGACAGUAGCAGAUGAGCUGCACGGGCUGCCGGCCGGGCUCAGGCCGGGCGAUCUGCCGUCGUUUCUGGCCGAGCCCACCAGAGACCACCCCGCGUACCUGGACCUGCUGGUGAACCAGUUCGACGGCCUGGACACGGCCGACCACGUCCUCGUCAACUCCUUCCACGAGCUGCAGCCACAGGAAUCGGAUUACAUGGCGUCCACGUGGAGAGCCAAGACGGUGGGCCCGACCGUGCCGUCGGCCUACCUCGACAACCGCUUGCCGGACGACACGUCCUACGGCUUCCACCUCUACACCCCGCUGACGGCGACGACGAAGGCCUGGCUGGACGGCAGGCCCCCGCGCUCCGUCGUGUACACCUCCUUCGGCAGCGUUUCAGCGCCCGGCGCGCUCCAGAUGACCGAGGUGGCGGAGGGCCUGUACAACUGCGGCAAGCCAUUCCUGUGGGUGGUCAGGGCGUCCGAGACCGCGAAGAUCCCCGAGAGCUUCGCCGGCAGGGCGAAGGAGCGGGGCCUCAUCGUGACGUGGAGCCCCCAGCUUGAGGUGCUCGCGCAUCCGGCCGUGGGGUGCUUCGUGACGCACUGCGGGUGGAACUCGACGACGGAGGCGCUGAGCGCCGGCGUGCCGAUGGUGGCGAUGCCGCAGUGGUCGGACCAGCCCAUGAACGCCAAGUACAUCGAGGAUUUGUGGCGGGUGGGCGUGCGGGUGCGACCCGACGAGGAGGGCGUGGUCAGGAAGGAGGAGGUGGAGAGGUGCGUCAGGGAGGUGAUGGACGGCGAGAAGAGCACGGAGUACCGGCGAAAUGCUGCUGGAUGGAAGGAGAAGGCUAAAAGAGCUGUGAGUGAAGGUGGCAGCUCAGAUAACAACAUCGUUGAGUUUCUUGGCAAGCUAGGAUUAGAAGUCUGAAUGAGGCGGUUCCAAAUUUUAAAUUUUCAAUCUUCUGAUUUUACAUCUGCCGUCUUCAAUUCCCUAGCUAUCACUUCGUGAAAUUCUCUCUGUUGUUGAAUAAUGUGUAACAUUUAAAAGAAAAUAAUAAAUGGAACAAGAGCCUUGCUUAUUACUUA